Molecule: messenger RNA, 2221 nt
Organism: Naegleria gruberi
Lineage: Eukaryota; Heterolobosea; Eutetramitea; Acrasida; Naegleriidae
Exons: 1
Coding region: 1-2190 (729 amino acids)
Molecular function (GO): translation initiation factor activity; GTP binding; GTPase activity
Source: RefSeq, a predicted model, not a curated record
AUGGGUCACGUUGCUGCUUUUGCUGAUAAGAAAAAAUCUGAUAAGAAGGAUGACAAACAAAAAGAUCAACCAAAGAGUGACAAUAAGGAAGAUAAAAAGAAGGACGAAAAGAAGAAAAAUGAAAAGAAACAAGAACAAAAGAAGGAAGUUGCUAUUUCAGAUGACAGCUGGGAAGAUUUCGAUAUUGAUGGAGAUGGAUCAGCUGCCACUACUGAAAAAGUUGAAACUGUCAAACAACCAGUUAAGGAAGAAGAAGUUCAAGUCGAUGAUGAAGAAGAAGAAGAAGAAGAAAAGGAAGAAGUUGAACUAGAUGAUGAAAAUACUAUCGGAAAUGCUGCUGAACAAUCUAAUGAAGAUUCUCAAACCGAAGUAGAAUCUCAAGAAGAUAGGGAAGAUAAGAAGAAUUCAGGUGCAGAUCUUCGUUCACCAAUUUGUUGUGUUUUGGGACACGUCGACGUUGGUAAAACUAAGAUUUUGGAUAAGAUCAGAAGUACAAACGUUCAAAGUGGUGAAGCUGGUGGUAUUACCCAACAAAUCGGUGCUACUUAUGUUCCUAUUGAUGCUAUUAAGAAGCAAACCUUCAAGCUCAAUGAAAGUGUUAAGAAGCAAUUGCAAUACAAUUUGCCAGGUUUGUUGAUUAUUGAUACACCAGGUCACGAAUCUUUCAACAACUUGAGAUCUAGAGGUUCAUCUUUGUGUGACAUUGCCAUCUUGGUUAUUGAUAUCAAGCACGGUUUGGAAAGACAAACAAUUGAAUCUUUACAAUUGAUUAAGAAUAGAAAGACUCCAUUCAUUGUUGCUCUUAACAAGGUUGAUGCUUUGUAUGAAUGGAAAGCAACUCCAAAUGCUCCAAUUAGAGAAUCUUUGAAGAAUCAAAAGAAGAACGUUAUUCAACAAUUCGAACAAAAGGUUAAGGAUGUUCAACUCCAACUCAUGGAACACGGUCUCAAUUCUGAACUUUACUAUAAGAAUAAGGACUUUAAGUCUUGUUUAUCUUUGGUUCCAACAUCAGCUCACACUGGUGAAGGUAUUCCUGAUUUGUUGGCUCUUAUGUGUCAAUUGACUCAAAAGCACAUGGUCAAGAAGUUGACUUACAAGUCAGCUAUUGAAUGUACAAUUUUGGAAGUUAAGGUUGUAGAAGGUCACGGUACUACUGUAGACGUUAUUCUUUCAAACGGUAUUCUUAGAGAAGGUGACACCAUUGUUGUCUGUGGUUUUAACGGGCCGAUUGUCACACAAAUUCGUGCUCUUUUGACACCGAAACCUUUAAGAGAAAUUAGAGUUAAGGGUGAAUAUAUCCAUUGUAAGGAAGUUAAGGCUUCUUUGGGUAUUAAGUUAUCUGCUCAAGAUCUUGAUGGUGCUGUUCCUGGUUCCCAACUUUUGGUAUACAAGAAUGGAGAUGAUUUGGAUGCUAUGAAGGAAGAAGUUAUGGCUGAUUUGAAGGAAGUUUUGAACAGAAUUUCCACAACUGGUAAGGGUGUCUUUGUUCAAGCCAGUACAUUGGGUUCUCUUGAAGCUUUGUUGGAAUUCUUAAAGUCAGAACAUAUUCCAGUUUCUGGUAUUAACAUUGGUCCAGUUCACAAGAAGGAUAUCAUCAGAACUUCAGUUAUGUUAGAAAAUGCUCCUGAAUAUGCUGUAUUGCUUGCUUUCGAUGUUAAGAUUACUGCUGAUGCUAAGGAAGAAGCUGACAAAUUGGGUAUUACCAUUUUCUCUGCUGACAUUAUUUAUCACUUGUUUGAUAGAUUCAAAGAACACAAGGCCAAGAAACUUGAAGAAAAGAAGAAGGCUGCCGAAAAUGACGUUGUUUGGCCAUGUAUCUUUAAGAUUCUUCCAGAUUGUAUUUUCCACAAGAGAGAUCCAAUCACUGUUGGUGUUGAAAUUGUUGAAGGUGUUUUGAAGCUCAAUACUCCAAUUGUUCUCCCAACCAAGGAAAUGCUCGUUGUUGGUAAAGUUGUAAGUAUUGAACACAACAAGCAACCUGUCAAGGAAGCUGAUAAGGGCAAGCAAGUUGCUAUCUCGAUAGAAUCCAAGAAGGAAUAUGGUAAGCACUUUGAUCACACCGAUAUUUGUUACUCCAAGAUUUCAAGAAGAUCAAUUGAUAUUCUCAAGGAUUUAUAUCCAGAAAUUAAGGAAAGAAAAGAUUUACUUCUCUUGAUCCACAAGCUCAAGCAAGUCCUCAACAUUCCAUAAACUUUUUAGCUAAAAACUUAUUUAUUUACAA